Messenger RNA from Fusarium coffeatum, 996 nucleotides. RefSeq lists its product as uncharacterized. The record is from RefSeq and is a predicted model, not a curated record. The coding region runs from base 1 to 996 and encodes 331 amino acids. NCBI's taxonomy places the organism in Eukaryota, Fungi, Ascomycota, Sordariomycetes, Hypocreales, Nectriaceae. The transcript has 2 exons.
AUGCCCCACGCAACUCCCUCUUCACCAAAGAUGUUCAGCCGUAUCAAGGAUAAAUUCACCAGCAAGAAGUCCACGCGGGACUUGAAGACGCAAUAUAACGGCAUCAGCAUGGGUAACUCAAAUACCACACCGACUAGCUACCAUGCUAGCAAUAACCCCUUCCUCGAUAUCCCCAACGAGGCACCUCCUGCUUAUGAAUCAUACCCCAAAACUUCUAACCUCGACAUUCCUCGUCGAGUCGCAUCUCCAGCACCUAGUCUCUCUAGUAUAACAAGCGCAGAGGACAAAUAUGCCUUCCUCUCGACUUUUGAUACUGUAUUCGUGAUUGACGACUCCGGUUCAAUGGCUGGUCGAUCAUGGCGAGAAGUCCGGGAAGCACUUAGCGCCAUCGCACCCAUCUGCACAUCCCACGAUCCCGACGGUAUCGAUGUUUACUUCUUGAAUCACCGAUCAUCCGCUACUGGAUCUGGUACGCAAGCACCCGGAGGAUACUUCCACAUCCGCGACGCCAACCAAGUCUCUCGCCUGUUCGAGUCCGUCCGCCCUUGCGGUUCAACACCCACCGGCGCUCGUCUUCACAGCAUCCUCAAGCCUUACGUUUCGCAAAUCGCCCGCCGAGCUGAGAACAUUGACUCGACCAAGCCGGUCAACAUCAUCGUGAUCACCGACGGAUGUCCCACAGAUGACCCCGAGGGUAUCAUCGUACACCACGCCAGGAAGCUCGAUCAGAUCGAGGCGCCUCCUCAUCAGGUUGGAAUUCAGUUCUUCCAGGUUGGAAACGAGCUCGGUGCUACAAAGGCUCUUCGCGAACUGGAUGACGAUCUUUCUGAGCAGGGAAUUCGCGAUAUGGUUGAUACAGCCACCUGGAACUCCACUACUGCGAACAACACCCAGUCUCUAACAGCCGAUGGUAUUCUCAAGGUCGUUCUUGGUGCGGUAGUCCGACGCCUUGAUCGUCGGUCUACUCAUGGCUCUCCCCAAGGCCGCGCUCGCUAA